AUGGAGGGGGUGAUGGCGCCGCCGCAGCCGCCCCAGAAGCGCUUCUACCGGCAGCGCGCUCACUCUAACCCGCUGGCGGAUCACACUUUGCGCUAUCCUGCCAAGCCUGAGGAAAUGGACUGGUCUGAGCACUACCCAGAGUUCUUCAUGUUGUCACCCAAAGAUGAUCGCCACGAUGACCCAAUGGAUGUGGAAGAGACAGCCAGGCCUUCUUCUCAAGUAGAAUUUGCUGAUAUUGGCUGUGGUUAUGGGGGACUCUUGGUUGCAUUGUCUCCCCUGUUCCCCAACACCUUAAUGCUGGGCCUAGAGAUCCGCGUGAAGGUCUCGGAUUAUGUGCAAGACAGGAUCCGGUCCCUGCGAGCAUCCCACCCUGGGCUGUACCAGAACAUCGCCUGCAUCCGCAGCAACGCCAUGAAACACCUGCCCAACUUUUUCCGCAAGGGACAGCUGCUCAAGAUGUUCUUCCUCUUCCCCGACCCUCACUUCAAGAAGACGAAACACAAGUGGAGAAUUAUCAGCCCCACCUUGUUGGCGGAGUAUGCCUAUGUCCUGCGCGAGCAGGGUCUGGUAUACACCAUCACGGAUGUAGAAGAGGUACACACUUGGAUGGUGAAGCAUUUCCAAGAGCAUCCACUCUUUGAGCUGGUACCAUUAGAAGAACUGGCGAAUGACCCUGUUGUUGAUCUCUUGGGAACCUCAACUGAAGAAGGGAAGAAGGUUCAGAGGAACGGAGGCAAGACCUUCCCGGCUGUCUUCCGACGCAUCUCAGACAAAGCCCUGAAGGAGGUGCUGGAAGCAACACAGGAAGUGACCGGGACGUGACUGGGGG
This is a messenger RNA of Euleptes europaea (tarantolino), 829 nucleotides long. RefSeq names its product methyltransferase 1, tRNA methylguanosine (gene METTL1). Lineage: Eukaryota; Metazoa; Chordata; Lepidosauria; Squamata; Sphaerodactylidae. Bases 1 to 822 code for a protein of 273 amino acids. Gene Ontology annotation, cellular component: tRNA methyltransferase complex. Gene Ontology annotation, molecular function: tRNA (guanine(46)-N7)-methyltransferase activity. Gene Ontology annotation, biological process: tRNA methylation; RNA (guanine-N7)-methylation. The transcript is spliced from 6 exons. The record is from RefSeq and is a predicted model, not a curated record.